This is a messenger RNA of Salvelinus sp. IW2-2015, 608 nucleotides long. The record is from RefSeq and is a predicted model, not a curated record. Lineage: Eukaryota; Metazoa; Chordata; Actinopteri; Salmoniformes; Salmonidae.
CGGAAGUUUUGAAAGUGACAUUUCACAUGACGGUGGAUGUUUCCUGGUUCAUGGUUAUUCACAAAUGUAUUAUAUAUCGAAAACAUAUAAAAUAACGAUUUACAACAGAUAUAUAUUUUGGCAUCACAGUCGUCCUGUAAAUUGGUACCGAACCAUGCUCGGUAGAUACACAACGUGAUAUCGUCGAAAACAACAUCAACAAGCUAGGCCUGGCAUGGAGCUUGGCAUGGAGGCAGUGGAGGAUGACAUCUGCAUUCUGAAGCAUGAGACGGCGUACGGUGGAGCAGGGGAGAGCCCCGUGUCCGUGUGUGCCGGGGAUGAGUCUGUAGCCUCCCACUUUGCCCUGGUCACAGCGUACGAGGACAUCAAGAAGAGGCUGAGAGACACGGAGAGAGAGAACACACUGCUGAGGAAGAGAGUCAAACAGCUGGAAGAUAAGGUACAGGCUUUCAUUAAGACACAACAGUCAGCUGACUCAGCACCCAAAAUAGGACCCCAGUACGUCAACAAGGCCUUCAGUGCCUACCGUGGCAUCUACAUGGAGAAGGAGGACCUGCAACUGGAGCUAAAAUAAACUGAAGAGGGAGAAGAGUGAUCUGAGGCCCUGA